This is a messenger RNA of Aethina tumida (small hive beetle), 2684 nucleotides long. It is a transcript of the gene BBS9, whose product is annotated as protein PTHB1. NCBI's taxonomy places the organism in Eukaryota, Metazoa, Arthropoda, Insecta, Coleoptera, Nitidulidae. Bases 1 to 2616 code for a protein of 871 amino acids. Gene Ontology annotation, cellular component: membrane; BBSome. The record is from RefSeq and is a predicted model, not a curated record. Gene Ontology annotation, biological process: cilium assembly. The transcript is spliced from 10 exons.
AUGUCGCUCUUCAAAACCAGAGAGUUUUGGUGCACUCAUUCCGAGGACGACGAGUACUUCGAUCAAAAUUCGUUAGUAGUGUCUCGACUUAAUUCGGAAAGUGAUUUUGUGAUAACUGGCAGUCAAAGUGGUGUUUUGAGAGUUUUUAAACCGUCAAGUCAAUUAACAGAGAACAAUAAUUUUACUGGUUUUAAACCAACUGAUUUAUUAAUAGAGAAAAUCAUUAAUGACCCAAUUUUGCAAGUGGGUACCGGAAGGCUCAUAUCGGGAUCCGUAAAUGUUCAAGUGGCUGUUUUACAUAGCAGAUUAUUAUCAAUUUACACGUUAAGCACCAAAGAAGGAGCGGUUGAACAUGGAACGCAAAACUUACUUCAUUUAUUGUAUGAACACAACCUUCGUAGAUCCGCCGCUAAUUUUGUAAUAGGUCCAUUUGGAGGUAUUCAAAAUAGAGACUUUGUAUGUGUUCAAUCGUUAGACGGCAUGAUGUCGUUUUAUGAACAAGAAAACUACAGUUUUAGCUGUUUCUUGCCCGACUUUUUACUACCAGCUCCUUUUACGUACGUCCCAAAGACUGAUAGUUUUAUUACCUGCUCAUCUAAUUGGUUUAUCGAAAGUUAUGGCUACAAGAAACUUUCAGAAGUUAGCGACAGAGACGACGAUAACAACGACCUAAGAACAAAAAUUGCUUACGACUGGACCUAUAACUUGGGCGAGUCAAUAUCCGACAUUAAAGCCAUCGAAGACAACAUGAAAAAAGAAUCGGCCAUCAUGAUAUUAGGCGAGAGAAAUUUAUAUUGCUUAAGCGACAAAGGUCGGCUCAAGUUCAUGAAAAAAUUAGAUUACUCGCCAAUCUGCUUUAAUACAUACUACUUAGAAGAGAAAGUCAUGACUCUCGUGGUAUCUGAAACAAGUACUCUGGUAAUAUAUCAGAACACGUCGGUGAAAUGGUCGGCCCAACUGCAAUUCCUUCCCAUUUGCAUAGCACGGGCGUUUUUAAGGACCCUUUGGGGGGCUGUGGUGUUAUUGUCGGAGGAGGGACGAUUGGAGUGCUGUUACUUAGGCACAGAUCCGAGUUUAUUUGUGGCACCUCCUUUAAAUGCCAAAGAAAUCGAUUUCGAACAGGCCGAAAGCGAACUGGCAACUUUAAACAAGAUCAUUAAAAAUGCACAAGGCAAUGACAUAAAGGUCACAAAUGCGUCAGCAGAAAGAGAGCUUGCUAUAAAUGUUUCAGUCAGUCCACAUCUGGAGCCGUGCACUUAUUCCACCAAUUUGACCACCGAGGACCAAAAAAUGUGCACAAUUAAAAUAGACAUUCUUCCUCAGGCCUUGUUCGAGGAAAUCCAAAUAUCAUAUUCAGUUCAGCAGCCAAUAAAAGUAUCACCCCAAGUGGAGUUUUUCAGCAACCUAUCUGAACGUACAUCAAUUAAUUGUCACUGCUUUUUGGCUGAUAAUAUGGAAAUUUGCAGCCUAAACUUUACCGUCAUGGCGUCAUUUAUAUCUAGCCUGGGUGUUCCCCGAACUAUUACCAAAGUUGCAAUGCUGCCCAUAAAUCUGGCUUUGGAAACUUGUGCCGCCCAAAAAGAAAACGAACACAAGAUUACGAUCAACAUCAACGACAGUCCCGUUCCUCUCACCGUCUUAUUCCCGGAAUUUAUGGGCGAAAACUCCCUCACUCAAUCAAGCAACGCAAUCGGCUUUAGAAACAUCACUGGGGAGGGAAAAAUCGUCUCCAUAUUACUGGCCAAGUCAUCGGAGAGAUACCGUCUACAAUCGGACUCAUUUGCUUCGUUAAACUUACUAAUUGAACUAAUCAUUUACCGAUUGAAGAAGCACUUCGCCAACAAGAGCGAUUUCCACGUUUCCUAUGGCUCGGCUUUGCCUGGUAAUGAGGCCGUUUGUUAUUUGAAUUCGCAUUUUAACGUUCGACUGAGGGUGAAACAGCUACAGAAUGAGCUGUUGCACUUCAGUUCCCAGUAUAGGGUUAUACAAAAGAGACUGAUAGCUAGAUUUAAAAUAAAAAAUCCUACAUCACUGACUAAUUUACAAUUUUUAUUGGAAGACACAUAUUCGGAUAUAAUUAAGAUUACGGAUGAGCUAGUGGAGGAAACGAGAAAUCUUGUCAGAUCGCAAGUCGAAUUGUCUUGUGCCUUGAAGGUGAUUAAGAAUUUAGUGGAGAUAAUGGACAUUAAAAAGGAACUAAAGGAGCAGAUUACGUCUCUUUUUUGCGAAAACGUCAUGGAUAUUGAUAGUCAAAAUUGGGAGGAUGUAAUGGAUGGCGCACUGUGUUAUCUAUUGCGUACCAGUUUGGCUAAGUCGGAGAAAGAUAAGCUCCGUGCUGCCCACAGUAGUUUUGAGGAAGUGAAAGAUGUGUCAAAGGUCGAGAAACAUUUAACACAAGUGUUGGAAAGAAUUCAAAAAAAAGGAGUACUACUGAAACCUGAUGAAGACGAACUGGAGAGCAAUGAUGAAGAUGAAGAAAGAACGGUUGAAGAAAAAGCUCUUGUACCCAUAGGAAGUCAGUUUGGAGAGUCGAGUACUAGGUUGCUUUCUGCCAGGAAGAGUUUGUUGAAAAGGAGACAAAACUUGCAAGAACCCAAACUUGAUGUUGAAAGUUGAAAUAUUCAAAUUAAUGUUACAUUGUUAUUAUUUUACAAGAAAUUAAUAAAUUAAUUGAUGCAAAUUUA